AUGGGCAAAGAGGUGGGACGUGGGCUCAUUUACCUGAACACCAAUCAGAACAGUUGCAAUCAGCAGAUAAUAGAACAAGUCUUCAUCGAGCCAAAGUUGAAGCUUAAGAACUUUGGAUUGCGCUCAUCGCCUGGGAUUUUGUAUAACCAGCCCAGUGUGCUGGUAGGUCGGACAGAUGUUGCUUCUGUAACAUCAUGGUUAGCCCCAAUCAUUUGGGAGGGAACCUUUGACGCCACACUGAUCGACUUUAUCUACAAACAACAGAAUCUCAGCAUAGCGACCACUGUCUUCGCUUUGGGAAAAUAUACAAGUUUUCUCAAAGAUUUUCUGGAGUCAGCAGAGCAGCAUUUCUUUGUUGGAUUUCGAGUGCAUUACUACUUGUUUACGGAUCUACCAGAAGAAGUUCCUGAAGUUAAGAUGGGUGAAAACCAUAGUUUGACAGUUCGAAAGGUUCCAAGUUUGAACAGAUGGCAGGACAUUAGUAUGGGCAGGAUGGAAAUACUGGAAAAACUAAUAGAGAAUGAACUGGCCAAAGAGGCUGACUAUAUUUUCUGCCUUGACGUAGAUACAAAGUUCUAUGGCCGUUGGGGUGUGGAGACUUUGGGUCAUCUGGUAGGUGUGAUACAUCCUUGGUUCUUUGAUGCUCCAAGAGAUCGACUCACAUAUGAGCGUAGACCAGAGUCUCAAGCAUACAUUCCAGCUGGGGAAGGUGAUUAUUAUUUUACUGGCGCUGCAUUUGGUGGCUCACUGGAGGAUGUACAUCAUCUCACCAAAACCUGCCGAGAGCAGAUGAACAUUGAUGCUGCAAACUCCAUUGAGGCGAUAUGGCACGAGGAAUCUCACUUGAACAAGUAUUUCCUUUAUAACAAACCUAGUAAACUGCUUUCACCUGAAUAUCUGUGGCGGGACAUCAAUGCCGGGGCAGCCCAAAUAAAAAUAAUUCGCUUCUCUCAUGUUGCUAAAAACAAUGCAGACGUUCGUCCAAACCCAUAGCAACUGUUGCCAGUACUCAGCUACACUGAAAUGGUGUGUUCUCACAGGCCUCCUAUAUGACAUUGUAAAUUUGUUAACAGGUAAUACUGAAAAUGAUGGAGUCGACAACUGCCACCAUAAAAUGGAUAAUCACAGACAUGUACAGAUAUUUGAGCACAAAGUGGCACCAGGAACUAAAUCUGCCAAAGUCUUCUUGAAUAAACACAAUAUGAACUUAUCUAACAUUCUGCAAUGCUCUUGAGUUAAUAAUGCAACCAAACGGAAUCUGUGUGUAUUGAAAGCACUGACAUCCCUUUGUUUUACCUUUUUUUUUAAAAAAGAGAUUUG
Messenger RNA from Sinocyclocheilus grahami, 1320 nucleotides. Its product is annotated as histo-blood group ABO system transferase-like. Gene Ontology annotation, cellular component: vesicle; Golgi apparatus; membrane. Gene Ontology annotation, biological process: carbohydrate metabolic process. The record is from RefSeq and is a predicted model, not a curated record. The transcript has 7 exons. Gene Ontology annotation, molecular function: hexosyltransferase activity. NCBI's taxonomy places the organism in Eukaryota, Metazoa, Chordata, Actinopteri, Cypriniformes, Cyprinidae. The coding region runs from base 1 to 993 and encodes 330 amino acids.